Purpureocillium lilacinum is the source of this 840-nucleotide messenger RNA. Lineage: Eukaryota; Fungi; Ascomycota; Sordariomycetes; Hypocreales; Ophiocordycipitaceae. The record is from RefSeq and is a predicted model, not a curated record.
AUGACGCGGAAUGAUAUUGCGCCCGUUCUCGCCUCGCAAUUCGACAGCGAAAUGACGUGUGCGCUGCGCUGCACUGCCAUCGGGAUCGCCGAUAUCUCGUUACAAACAAGCUUCGAAUUGUCGAGCGCAGCCUUUGGAUGUAUGAAUCUUGCCGCCGUCGAGGAGUUUCUCAACCUCGGCGCUAACCCAAACAUCGUCCCGAGAGACGUACACGACUGUGGCCCUCUCGAGAAGAUACUUAGCUUCCAGAGGCACAAUGGUGAUGAAGACGAACAGCGUCGCCUCGACAUCGUAAAGCGCCUGGUCAAGAACGGCGCCAACAUCAAUCGGUGCACAGGAAAUAACUUCCCCUGCGACGGCCCGCCUCUUUGGCUGGCAUGCCCGAAAUACCUGCGCAUUGCCGAGUAUCUUCUCGAGAAUGGCGCGCGAACAGACAUACCUAUCAUAACUAAAUGGCCAGACAACGAUGGCGCGCGGUACAUCAUCGCAGCGCUUUUUGUCGAAUGCGACUCGGACGGCUUCAUGGGCUGCAUAGCCGAGGAUACCGUACAAGAGCUCGAAGAAGCCCUGGUCUUACUGUUGCAGCAUGGAGCACCCAUAGACGAAGUGUCAAACAGUGACGGUGGCGAGUGGUACGACGACGCAGAUGGGGACUAUUACGACACCCGGGAUAGCAGUCACUACGCUGACGGAGACUCGGCCCUUCUGAAAAACUUGUCUCUAGAGCACUUGCAGGAGGCGAUAGAGACGGAGUUUUCUGACUCGGACGCGGAUUCAGGCGAGGGGACAACCGAUAAGAACGGGGAGAUACAACGUAUGCUCGCCGAUACAACUCAGUAG